Molecule: messenger RNA, 588 nt
Organism: Peronospora belbahrii
Lineage: Eukaryota; Oomycota; Peronosporomycetes; Peronosporales; Peronosporaceae
Source: the annotation of a GenBank genome assembly
AUGGACCAGCGCGGCACUGGUCGCAGUACAAAAUUGGCCUGCGUUGCAGCGCAAGUUGAUUUCAGCUUCUAUGCUUCAAGCGUAGAAAAUGAUCCAGCAAGAGUUCCUUCUUGUGCUCAAGAUAUUGCAAGGAAAUAUGGACCACUUUCGUCAUUUUCUGUCACGAGCGCUGCGACGGAUAUGGCGAAAAUUAUUUCUGGAUUUUUGAAUGGCAUGAACAACAUCGUGUAUGGGUACGUUCUGGAUGGUAUUGGCGCGACUCCGGGAGCGCCUCCAGACGAAAAACUGUACUUGUCAAACAAAGACAUUUAUUUUGGAGAGGUGGGCGAUACCUUUUUAGUGUUGUGCGUGAAGGACAAAACGUGUUUAAAGCGAUUUGCGGAGAAGAGUUUGUCAAGAACUUUUAAAGGUUUGAUGGCACAUAUUAAAGGGGACCUAAAAUCUACGUCGUAUACCACGCUUGUGACAGAAUAUGAAACCGACAAGAGCGUUAGACCCGCAUAUGCCUUUCAGCGGACACUGGGAAAUUUGCUGCUGUCCGAAAGCUUGCGCACACUCAUCCCCGUUAUUGCUUACAGAAUGGGAUGA